Molecule: messenger RNA, 1530 nt
Organism: Nelumbo nucifera (sacred lotus)
Lineage: Eukaryota; Viridiplantae; Streptophyta; Magnoliopsida; Proteales; Nelumbonaceae
Gene: MC4
Product: metacaspase 4
Biological process (GO): proteolysis
Cellular component (GO): cytoplasm
Molecular function (GO): cysteine-type endopeptidase activity
Source: RefSeq, a predicted model, not a curated record
AUGUUUUUCCUUUUAUUGAUACUCGUUCAUUCGUUCGGGAUCUGACUCUACUACUCCCCAGUUACAGAGAGAGAUUGAGAGAGAGAGAGAGAGAGAGAGAGAUGGCCAAGAGAGCUCUUCUGAUCGGAUGCAAUUACCCAGGAACCAAGGCGCAGCUGAAUGGAUGCAUCAACGACGUGAAGAGGAUGUUCCGAUGCCUCGUCGAUCGAUACGGUUUCUCCGAAGAUGACAUCACUAUCUUGAUCGACACCGAUGACUCAUAUACCCAGCCCACUGGCAAAAACAUCCGACGUGCUUUUUCUGAUCUCGUCCGAUCGGCUGAGCCCGGCGACUUCCUCUUCGUCCAUUACAGCGGCCAUGGUACCCGUCUCCCUGCCGAGACCGGCGAGGACGAUGACACCGGCUACGACGAAUGCAUUGUCCCCUGCGAUAUGAACCUCAUAACCGAUGAUGAUUUCAGGGAAUACGUUGACAAAGUCCCGGAGGGCUGUCGUAUAACAAUUGUGUCGGAUUCAUGCCACAGCGGCGGCCUAAUUGACGAGGCCAAGGAGCAGAUUGGCGAGAGCACCAAGCAUCAAGAGGAGGAGAGAUCGGACUCAGGUUCUGGUUUUGGCUUCAGAGAUUUCUUACAUCAGAAGGUGGAGGAUGCAUUUGAGUCGCGGGGAAUACACCUCCACCACCACCACCGACGUCAUGAAGAGGAAAGUGAAACCGAGCAAGAAGCUCGGUACACCGUGCCGGGUCACCGCAUUAAGAGCAAAUCUCUGCCUCUCUCCACUCUGAUAGAAAUGCUGAAACAGAAGACAGGUAAAGAAGACAUCGAUGUAGGUAAGCUGCGGCCAACGCUGUUUGACCUCUUUGGGGAGGAUGCCAGCCCUAAGGUGAAGAAAUUCAUGAAAGUUAUCAUGAACAAUCUCCAAGGCGGAGAGGGUGAAGGUGGAAGCGGUGGUGGGAUACUGGGAUUUGUUGGGAAUCUGGCGCAGGCGUUCCUCAAGCAAAAACUGGAGGAAAAUGAUGAGGGUUACGCCGAAGCUGCAAUGAAAACGGAAGUCCAAAGUAGCCAUGAAGUUUACGCUGGGGCGAGCAAGAGAACACUUACUGAUAGUGGCAUAUUGAUUAGUGGCUGCCAGACUGAUCAAACAUCUGCGGAUGCAAGCCCAUCGGGCAAUUCUGAUGAAGCAUAUGGUGCUCUGAGCAAUGCAAUCCAGACCAUUCUUAGCGAGUCAGAUGGCACAAUCACCAAUCGGGAGCUGGUGUUCAAGGCCAGGGAGAUGCUGAAGAGGCAAGGAUUCACUCAGCGACCUGGGCUUUAUUGCCAUGACGAUCAUGUGGAUGCUUCUUUCGUUUGCUAAUCUUUCUAUUUUGUUUUUGGCAUGUUUUGAUAGUUUGUGUGUGCGUGUGCGUGUGGGUGUGGGAGAAUGCUUGUAUGACUUUACUAUUUGUUAUAAGCAAUAAGUUUGAGAAGACUGGCCGUUGUGUUGUAUUACAUCUUGAAUUUGUAUUACAAUGGAGGCUCUGUUACAGUGAAAA